CCUCAUGGAUACUAGUCAGAUGUGUUUCUGCUGAGCCACAAUAGGAACUCCCAGAAAAUGGUUUUGAUUCCUAUUGCUCAAUUACUGCAAACUUGAUGGCUUCAAAACAACACUAAUGUAUUAUCACCUUACAGUUCUAGAAGUCAGAAGUCCAGAGUGGGUCUCACUGAGCUAAGUAAAGAUUUCAGCAGAGCUGUGUUCCUUCUAGAGGCUCCAGGGGAGAAUCUGUUUCUUGGCCUUUCCUGGGCUCUAGAGAUUGACUGUCUGCCUUGGCUCUAGACCCCUUCUGUCUUCAAGCUGGCAGUGGCAGGGUGAGUUUUUUCCAGUGCAUCACUCUGAAACUAAUUCCUCUCUCGCCCUCUUCACAGGUAGAGGAUCCUCGUGAUUACAUUGGCCCAUCUGAAUAAUCCAGGAUAAUAUCCUUAUUUUAAGGUUCUGAGAUCUGAAAGUUUAACCAUCAAGUUAGAUACUUUUAAAUCGGGCACCUUUUCCUUUCUGGGCCCCAGAGAACUUCCGCUGCCUGUGCACCCAUGAGAAGGGCUUUGGCUUCAAGGGUACCAGCUUCCACUGCAUCAUCCCCCAGUUCAUGUGCCAGGGCGGCGAUUUCACCAACCACAACGGCACUGGGGGCAAGUCCAUCUAUGGGAAGAAGUUUGAUGAUGAAAACUGUAUCCUCAAGCACACGGGACCAGGCCUGCUCUCCAUGGCCAACUCCGGCCCAAACACCAACGGCUCCCAGUUCUUCCUGACGUGUGACAAGACAGAUUGGCUGGAGGGCAAGCACGUCGUGUUCGGGGAGGUCACGGAAGGCCUGGACGUCUUGCGGCAGAUUGAGGCCCAGGGCAGCAAGGACGGGAAGCCCAAGCAGAAGGUGAUCAUCUCCGACUGUGGGGAGUACGCGUGAGGCGCCAGAGGGCUCCUGUUGGCGGCAGGCAGCAGGGCCUUGUGUCCUGGCCCUUCCUCUGGUCAUUGUGGAGCAGCUGGGGCCACUCCUAUGGCUGGGAUCCACUGCCUGCAGUGUACCUGGCAGGGGCCUCUCUGCUUAGUGUGAUGUCCCUCUCACUGGUAGCUAGCUGUGGCUGUCAGAGCAGGCAGCGGUGAGACCAGGACAGUGCCAGCCACUCGGCACUGGUGUGAUGUCCAGGAGAUAAGGGGAAUGUGUGUGAAGUACUCAGACUCAGGGUGGCUGGCACUGGAGGUGAUGUAGGGACAGGGAAUGGGCUGGCCUGAGGCCCCAGGAGGGAGGACUAGUCACAAGGGUGGCACGGGGGAACUGUCACUGUGCUUCCCUGAUUGCCCUGGGAUGGGGGUGUCAGAGAAGCUGGUCAGGGGCAACCACUGGGUGGUGAUUGCUUACCCUGUCCUGUGCAAGGGCUUCCCCAGAAACUACCCCAUGGUCAUUACUCAUGACCCUUGGACAGGAGGUGAUCUGAGCCGCAGAGCUGAGCUGCCUGGUCCUGGAGUUUUGGGCCGUGCACCCUGCAACCUGCCUUCCCGAGGCUGGGACAGCUGUGAUUAACGGGGUCAGGGUUGGGAGCCUCACACCCACCUCUGGGAAGGAAUAGUGAGCCCUGGUUUGUAAGUGACAAAAGGCAGAAGUCAAGGGAUGGAAUGCUACUGCAAAUUAUGUUCCCAAAGAAUAUUUAAUAACAGAAAUGCCCAAAAUAUGUCAUAAAUUGAAUACAUCACCAAGCAGUGCACAGAGUAUGAUCCUAACUUUAUAAAAUACCCAUAUAUAUAAAGGCAGAUGGAUACGUGCCAAGGAGAUAAGACUGGACGGAAUUACUCACAAUGGCUGUCUCUACAUGGUGGGAUUCUGUAUUUGUAUUCUGUUUUUUACUUUCAAGAGUGUCCCUGACACACCUGUAAAUUAGAAAAACUUUUUUGUAUUUUUCAAAGAGGGUCAAAUGCUUGGUCAGGGCUUCCCAGUAAGAAGGGAAACCCCAGGAAGUUUCCCCUGGAGCUUCCUGAAGCCGAGAUGGGUGCUGUGCUGGCAGGCAGGGCCCUGGGAGGGGCGGGUGCGGCGCUGCCAUGUCCUCGGCAGAGGCCCGGGUCCCUGCGGUGGGUCACUGCCAGCUGGAACUCCCUCCACAGGGAGGGGAGGGCACAAGUCUCCUCACCUCAGGACAUUACCAAGUUUUUAUUUUUUAGGAAAAGCACAGCUUCGAAGUAGAUACAGCAGCACCUCCAAGGGCACAUUCUGGGAAGAGUGGGUUUUACUAGGAGGGCACACAAGGGAGGCCCAAAAGUGCAAAUUCAUU
Molecule: messenger RNA, 2261 nt
Organism: Sus scrofa (pig)
Lineage: Eukaryota; Metazoa; Chordata; Mammalia; Artiodactyla; Suidae
Product: peptidyl-prolyl cis-trans isomerase E
Biological process (GO): protein folding; protein peptidyl-prolyl isomerization
Cellular component (GO): cytoplasm; mitochondrion
Molecular function (GO): peptidyl-prolyl cis-trans isomerase activity; cyclosporin A binding
Source: RefSeq, a predicted model, not a curated record